CUUGUUGUUGAUGCAUUUAGUGGUGCAGAAGUUUCACCUCCAUGUCUCCCUGAGUUGAACCACGAUUUCUUUCAGUCGUACUAUUGUAGCACUCUGACUGCUCCCCUUGCAUCACCCAGCUCACGCCUCCUUGUCAGCACAAAAUCCUCCCUAUUUGACUGGCCAGUUGGAAGUGACUCUUGGUCUGAACUCAAGCUUUCCAAUGUGCAAGUACAGCAGAUUGUGGAAUUAAAUGGUCAGUUCAUUGCCAUGGAUGAUCAUAUGAAGAUCUACAUUUUGCAGUUGGCACCCCAGCUUGGCCUGCAAGAACUACCAAUAGAGUGGUGCGGCGGCAAGAUCCCAAGCAUGCAUUCGAAACCAUUUCUUGUGGUCUGUAGCGAUAUGCUUCUGAUGGUUUGCUAUUCUCUAUUAAGCUCAUUCUAUAGUUCAGGCUUCUGUACACUCCACCGCCUUGACAUGUCUACCAAUCCAGCAAAAUGGGUAGAGAUGAAGAAGCUGGACAAUUGGGCACUCUUCGUUGCAGCUGACAUUAGGACCCCACCAUUUUCCUGUGUUAACCCAGAACGGUGGGGAGGGAGAAGCAACUGCUUGUACUACACUCACCACUCUCAACCUUGGGGUGUACGAUGGUUGGGCAAUGAGCCGGAUCUUAUGAAGGAUCCAUCCGCCAGUCGGGACCUUGUGUUCGCAAGAAAUAUGUUUCGUUACCCACAGAACCUCUGGGUGUACCCCAGCAUGUUUUACUCUGCUGGGAAGUGAUUGUUGUCGUGGGCAACUACAACCUACUGAUGUACCGGUUUGUUCUGAAAAUUCUCCCCUUCUCAACAGGGGAAAACACUUUUGCGGCUUGAUACAGGAUGCUCAUCAUGAUGAGUACUGGAACUUUUUGCAGUUAUAUUUU
Molecule: messenger RNA, 901 nt
Organism: Triticum aestivum (bread wheat)
Lineage: Eukaryota; Viridiplantae; Streptophyta; Magnoliopsida; Poales; Poaceae
Molecular function (GO): protein binding
Source: RefSeq, a predicted model, not a curated record